AGCGCGAGACGUGGAGCGCGCGCCUGUCCCCACCCCCAUCCCGGUAACUGUGAACUGUCGCCUUCAGCCGCCGCCCCCACGGGCGAGAGGAGCCGGACCCCGACCCCGACCCCGACCCCGCCGGGCAGCGUCGAGCCGAGACGCUGGUCGCUGUCCCAAGCUGAGUCCCGUCGCUUAAGCAAGAACCACCCACCAUGUCUUCCUCAAAAGAGGAUACAAUGUCUGCUGAACAAACAGAUGAGAGAGAACCUGAAACUGAAAACAAAGUUGAGGAAAGUGAUGAGGAGGAGGAGGAAGAAGAAGAAAAAGAAAAGAGUCUCAUUGUUGAAGGGAAGAGAGAGAAGAAAAAAGUAGAGAGAUUGACCAUGCAGGUAUCCUCGUUACAAAGGGAACCUUUUACAAUUGCACCAGGAAAGGGACAAAAGCUUUGCGAAAUUGAAAGGAUACAGUUUUUUUUGAGUAAGAAGAAAACAGAUGAACUCAGAAAUCUACACAAACUUCUUUACAACAGGCCAGGCACAGUUGCCUCACUAAAGAAGAACGUGGGUCAGUUCAGCGGGUUUCCAUUUGAAAAAGGAAGUGAUCAAUAUAAAAAAAAGGAAGAAAUGUUAAAAAAAUUCAGGAAUGCCAUGUUGAAAAGUAUCUGUGAGGUCCUUGAUUUGGAAAGAUCGGGAGUUAAUAAUGAGCUGGUUACCAGAAUCUUAAACUUCUUAAUGCAUCCAAAACCUUCAGGCAAGCCAUUGCCAAAGUCCAAAAAAACACCCAGCAAAGGCGGCAAAAAAGAACGCAGUAGCUCAGGAACUGCACGAAAAGUAAAACACACCAAAUGUCCUGAGAUUUUGUCGGAUGAAUCUAGUAGUGAGGAGGAGGAUGAAAAGAAAGAGAAGGCUGAAUCUUCUGAAGAAGAUAAAGAGAGUGAAGAGGAGCAACCUAAGAAAGCAUCUAAAAAAGAAAAACCUAAACAGAAGAUGCCUUCUAAAAACAAGAAAGCUGUGAAAAGUGCUAAUGUCAAGAAAGCAGAUAGCAGCACUACAAAAAAGAAUCAGAACAGUUCAAAAAAAGAUUUAGAAAGUGAGUCUGAGGAUAGUUCAGAUGAUGAACCUUUAAUUAAAAAGUUGAAGAAACCACCUACAGAUGAAGAUCUUAAGGAAACUGUCAAGAAGUUAUUGGCCAAUGCAAAUUUGGAGGAAGUCACAAUGAAACAGAUUUGCAAAGAGGUAUAUGAAAGUUAUCCCAGUUAUGACUUGUCUGAAAGGAAAGAUUUCAUCAAAAAGACAGUUAAAGAGUUGAUUUCAUGAUCUAAUUUGACUGGAGGAAAUUAAAACUGCUGACUUAUGUUCCCAUGGAUUUGAAGAUGAUAGACACCAGCAAAAAGAAUGUUUGUGAUAUAUUAUGUUUCGUCAGCGCUGAUUCUGCGGACCGAGUAUCAGUGUAAAUUGCUUUGUGUACCUUUUUAAUAAUUGCAUUUGAUGCAGGUUUUAGUUAACUUGCUUUUUUUUUUUUGCAUGGCAAUAAAUGUUCCCUUUUUAUAGUUUUGUACAUUUUGAAUUGCUUUGUAGUAGUAGAUUCAUUAAGAUAUCAUAGCUUUUAAUGUGCUUUAAUACCUUGCAUAAUUUUUUUUAAGAAUCAAGUAGGAUAAAAGUUGUUUGCAUACAUACAUGCAGAAAUUGUCUAGAAUAUUGCAGUAUUGAGUUAUAGAAAUAUCUGAAUACAUAUUCUGAAAAUCAGUCAUGCUAGUGUUUAUAUUCUGAUUUACAUGCUAUAAAUUCAGAAUGCUCAAUCUACAUUACUGUCUUGCAUGUGUAUGCACUGAGAACCAUCAAAGCAUGGUAACUAAUUGGCAGAUAUUAUUUUUGUACUUUUAAAGACUGUAUAUAAAGUUAUUGCAGAUUUCUGUUGUGCAAAUCAGUUUUUUAAAUCUCUGGUUAUCUUAGGACUUAAGACAUGUCAGUGUUCAGCAGUGAUGCUGGGAUGAAAAGUGGGAAGCUCUAUACAAGAGUUGAAGUUUUACUGUUUGUCCAACCUUGCCUUGUAAAGAAGAUUCGCCUGUAAUUUUAUACUUAAGCUUUUCAGUGUUUAACUUUAUAUAAAAGGCUACAGAUGUAUUUGUUCCAAUGGCUUGACCUAAUACAUUAAUAAAGUUCAAAGUGAAGGCUAUAGGGGGAAAAGUAAUUGACUUGAUAAUGCUUAUUUGGGUGUUAGACUCUACAGCCAAAACUUUCAGAAGUGGGUGCCUAAAGUGAACACCUGGCAGGCUUAACAACUGAAAAUCAUGCCCCAAAUCUAGGAGCCCAAGCAGGAUAGUACUUAAUCAUUUACUUAAGUGCUAUUCUGAAUAGGAAUAGUUUUCUAAAUUCAAGCAUAAAUAUGGUUUAUGGUACUCUAGAAUCACAUCUCAAACUUUGGCCAACUGCUUUUGGUUCAAAGUGGAAAUUUUCAUGUAAGUUGUUUUUGCCCACCAUAUUAUACCUUUGUGCUAUUAUAGAAAGUCACAUUUAUAAUUUAUGUAAAAUGCUAACACAGGCCAAACAAAGUGUUGCUAUCAGUGCUAUGAAAAACAAAUCCUCUGACUCCAGUAUUCAAGAGCAAAAUGUUUUUAAAAUUUUAGUAUUGUGUUUGCAAAAUUAGGAGUCAGAUCAUUUAAAUUCUGAAAAUGUUCAGCCAGUCAGGAUGUUAAUUAACAUUUACCUUUUUAUGAUUUCUUUGCAUGUAAUCCUUUUUUUAAAAAGGCUGAAUGUUUCAGUUUUGUACUCAAUAAAUGUCUUUCAGAAAAACUUA
Messenger RNA from Dermochelys coriacea (leatherback sea turtle), 2778 nucleotides. It is a transcript of the gene DEK, whose product is annotated as DEK proto-oncogene. NCBI's taxonomy places the organism in Eukaryota, Metazoa, Chordata, Testudines, Dermochelyidae. Bases 195 to 1298 code for a protein of 367 amino acids. The transcript has 12 exons. Gene Ontology annotation, molecular function: DNA binding; histone binding. Gene Ontology annotation, cellular component: nucleus. The record is from RefSeq and is a predicted model, not a curated record. Gene Ontology annotation, biological process: chromatin organization; regulation of double-strand break repair.